AUGACUAUAAAAGCUUAUGGGUUUAUAAUAAAUUUGCAACUUGAGAAUGUGUAUAGUUGUAUGACUGUGAAAACUUCUAAUAAAAUUGCAUCUUACAAAUUUGUAUUUAGAGGAGAUAAUCAAAAUAAUAAUACGAUUACAUAUUGUAAAAUUUGUAUUCGGGAAUUAGAGGAAUUAGAUGAAGUUGAUGGAAUUCAGGCUAGUCCAUACCAUAUAACAAAUCAGGAAAAACCUAUAAUAAUAACUAAUCAAGAAAUAAACUCAGAUCUAGACCUACCUUCUCUUUCACCUGAAAAGCAACAGGAAUUAACAAAGCUUGUGAUAGA
Racocetra persica is the source of this 326-nucleotide messenger RNA. Lineage: Eukaryota; Fungi; Glomeromycota; Glomeromycetes; Diversisporales; Gigasporaceae. The record is from the annotation of a GenBank genome assembly.